AUGCCUGCUGGCGUGCUGGCUUGCUGCUUGCUGCUUGCUCAAGGCUGGGCACUUCGAUACCAUCCAUCCAUCCAUCCAUCCCUAGACAACAGGGUUAUAUAUGGCGCUAGUUGUGCAAUAUUGCCGCGCGCUGCUGCUGCUGCUAUUAUCGCGGUAGAUAAUGGGCAGGAAUAUACCGCGUGCAUGGUUUCGGCGGCGGCGGGCGCCUCGUUUGCUUCAUGCUUGGGAGUUGGUGGUGGUGGUGGUGAUGCUGAUGAUGAUGAGGUGGGGAGCGAGGGCAGGGCGCGCGCGCGCGAGGGUCCAGAAGGUGAGACGGGAGGGCGCGACCGUGCUGCUGCUAAAGUUAGCAAGCUUUCCAACAUCACCACCACCAUCAUCACCAUUGCCACCGUGACUGGCAAAGAAUAG
Messenger RNA from Aplosporella prunicola CBS 121167, 408 nucleotides. RefSeq lists its product as uncharacterized. The transcript is spliced from 3 exons. The record is from RefSeq and is a predicted model, not a curated record. The coding region runs from base 1 to 408 and encodes 135 amino acids. Lineage: Eukaryota; Fungi; Ascomycota; Dothideomycetes; Botryosphaeriales; Aplosporellaceae.